Rhipicephalus microplus (southern cattle tick) is the source of this 719-nucleotide messenger RNA. RefSeq lists its product as uncharacterized. The record is from RefSeq and is a predicted model, not a curated record. Lineage: Eukaryota; Metazoa; Arthropoda; Arachnida; Ixodida; Ixodidae.
UGAAAAGCACAGUCAUGUCCCGGCGGGUAAUUGUUGCAUUGGUUGUGAGUGCUUUCCUAGCCGCACCAGCAAAGUCGACGGAUGAAGCGGCUGACUAUAGCAGUACUGAAGGAGCCGAGAUAAGUUUGGCGGAUGCUGAAAUUUACCGUUUUGACUAUUUCAUGAAUACAAGUGAGGAUAUAUGGGUUUAUAACACAACCGAAAGUCAACCCAAAGGCUGCAAGAAAGAUAAAAAGCACAACGAAACAACCGCGAGGAUAGUCUUUGUCCGAUCGCACCAGGAAGGAAAUGAUACAAAAAAUGCAACCCUCAUUGGAGAUUUCGUUAACUAUUUUGAGAACUACACAUAUUAUGAUGUAAUGGAUAUUUCUGGCGAUAAAAGUGGUGUAUAUGCAGAGCGUUUGUACUAUAUGAGCACAGACAGGAAUUGUGGCCUGGUGCAAGUAUUUGCUGCGGCUCGGUACAAGGAUGAUUAUAACGUGUGGAAUGAACUUCGAGUAAGAGGCCGCCCUGAAUACAGCAGUUUAGACAAGGAAUGCAGGAAUGAAUAUGAGGCUUAUGCGGAAGCAAUCACGAAGAAGCGGAAUUUGACCUCUCCAUACAGACGGGAUUGUAAAUGAGUGCCUUUAGAAUAAGCUGUUAAGUGAUUGUGUUGGCUACAUCACACUGCAUAACCUUGCGCAUGGCAGCUUUAAAUAAACCAUUUGUUUGUUCUUGUA